Phaeoacremonium minimum UCRPA7 is the source of this 1263-nucleotide messenger RNA. Its product is annotated as putative ran gtpase activating protein 1 protein. The transcript has 2 exons. Gene Ontology annotation, biological process: nucleocytoplasmic transport; activation of GTPase activity. The record is from RefSeq and is a predicted model, not a curated record. Gene Ontology annotation, molecular function: small GTPase binding; GTPase activator activity. Lineage: Eukaryota; Fungi; Ascomycota; Sordariomycetes; Togniniales; Togniniaceae. Gene Ontology annotation, cellular component: cytosol; perinuclear region of cytoplasm; nucleus. Bases 1 to 1263 code for a protein of 420 amino acids.
AUGGCUCCAACCAAGGUCUUUUCCCUGGAGGGAAAGGGCUUGAAGCUCGACACCGCCGCGGACCUCGAGCCUCAUAUUGCUGAGCUUCGAGCGAUGGACGAUGUGGAGGAGGUCAGACUACUGGGAAACACGUUGGGCAUAGGAGCAUGCAAGCUCCUUGGUGAGGUCCUUGCUACAAAGAAAUCACUCCAGGUUGCCAAUCUCGCCGACAUUUUCACAGGUCGACUUCUCAACGAAAUCCCCGAAGCUCUAUCUUCCCUGCUCACAUCUAUCCUGAACCUACCAAACCUACGAACUAUUAAUCUUAACGAUAACGCCUUUGGCUUGAACACCCAAGCUCCUCUCGUCGCCUUUCUGGCUGCACAUGUACCUCUUCAGCACCUCUACCUGAACAACAACGGCCUUGGUCCCCAUGCUGGCAUCCUCAUUGCCGACUCGCUCUCAGAGCUUCAUUCGAAGAAGGAGGCUGCGCGCAAUGAGGGCAAGGAUGUCCCAUACCUCGAGACCGUCAUCUGCGGUCGCAAUCGUCUCGAGAACGGCAGCAUGACUGCCUGGGCAAAAACGUUCAGCCUACACAACAAGGUCAAGGAGGUCAAGAUGGUUCAGAACGGUAUCCGUCAGGAGGGCAUCUCACAUCUCUUGAGCGAGGGUCUCAGCCAUGCUUCCGAGCUCAAGGUUCUGGAUCUUCAAGACAACACCUUCACCCUCCUCGGCGCUCGGGCUUUGGCAAAGGUAGCACCAAGCUGGUCUCAGCUUAAGGAGUUGGGCAUCGGCGACUCGCUUUUGAGCGCAAAGGGUGGAGUACUGUUGGGAGAGGCUCUGUCCAAGGGCCAAAAUAAGAGCCUGGAGAUUCUUCGUCUGCAAUACAACGACAUCACCUCAAAGGGUGUGGAGGCACUCGCCAAGGCGGCAAAGGAGGCACUACCUGCUCUCAAGAAGAUUGAGCUCAACGGCAACAAGUUCACAGAGGAGGAUGAGGGUAUAAUUCUGCUACAAGAGCUCUUAGAGGAACGUAAAGAGAAGUUCGGCGGCGAUGUUGUCCUUGAAGAUGAGUGGGGUCUGGACAGCCUUAGCGAUCUCGAGGAGGAGGACUCUGAUGAGGAGGAAGAGGAAGACGAGGAUGAGGAUCAGGACGUCGAACCAGAAGAGCGUGCUGAGAAGCUUGUAAAGGAGGCCGAGGAGGCACAGGAGGAGCCGGUCAUCCAGGAAAAGGACCAGGCCGUGGAUGACUUGGCCAAGAAGCUCGAGAAGACCGGGAUCUAA